Molecule: messenger RNA, 2828 nt
Organism: Danio aesculapii
Lineage: Eukaryota; Metazoa; Chordata; Actinopteri; Cypriniformes; Danionidae
Product: UDP-glucuronosyltransferase 2B15-like
Exons: 8
Coding region: 5-2215 (736 amino acids)
Molecular function (GO): UDP-glycosyltransferase activity
Source: RefSeq, a predicted model, not a curated record
AAUAAUGAGAUUCGUGGUCUGUUUUCUUUCUCUGCUCACUCUGUUCAGCGCAGGGCAAUGUGGGAAUAUAUUAGUCUGGUAUACUGAGGGCAGCCACUGGAUUAAUCUGAAGAUUGUGUUGGACACUUUAUUUGACAGGGGACACAAUGUUACCGUGCUGAUACCUGAUGGUGCUUUAUUUAUGAAAGCCAAAGAAUCAGAUCGCUUCUCCUACCAGCACUUCAGUGUGUCCACAUCUGCACAGGACAUGCAAGAUUUCUUUGAUGAACUUUUACAUUUCUCAUUGUUUGAGUUGGAGAAUUCAAACUUGCUUCAGAUUCAAAUGAAAUUUUUUGACCUUGUUGUCAGACAUCAAGAUAUGAGUCUGUCAUACUGUGACGGCAUUCUGAAAUCUCCAGAGUUGAUGGACAAAUUGAAGAAAGGAAAGUUUGACGUUCUUCUGUCAGAUCCAAUGUACCCGUGUAGUGAUAUUGUGGCUGAAGAGCUGAACGUUCCCUUAGUUUACACAUUCAGAUUCUCCCUUGCUCAUACAGCAGAGCGCAUGUGUGGUCAGAUACCAGCUCCACCGUCAUAUGUUCCUGGAGCCACAAGUAAACUCACAGACAAGAUGAGCUUUACCGAGCGAAUCUUCAAUAUGCUCUUCUACCUUUCUCUAGACACUUUUUAUAGACUCAUUUGGAAAAGAUUUGACAACUAUUACACUGAAUAUCUUGAUGGCAGCCACUGGAUUAAUCUGAAGAUCGUGUUGGACACUUUAUUGGACAGGGGACACAAUGUUACAGUGCUGAUGCCUGAUGGCGCUCUCUUUAUGAAAGCCAAAGAAUCAGAUCGAUUUUCUUACCAGCACUUCAGUGUGUCCACAUCUGCACAGGACAUGCAAGAUUUCUUAGAUGAACUUCUGCAUUUCUCAGUGUUUGAGAUGGAGCAAUUAAACUUGCUGCAGAUUCAAAUGAAAUUCUUCGACCUUGGUUCCAGACAUCAAGAUAUGGGUUUGUCAUACUGUGACGGCAUUCUGAAAUCUCCCGAGUUGAUGGACAAAUUGAAGAAAGGAAAGUUUGAUGUUCUUCUGUCAGAUCCAAUGUACCCGUGUAGUGAUAUUGUGGCUGAAGUUCUGAACGUCCCCUUGGUUUUUACCUUGAGAUUCUCCCUUGCUCACACUAUGGAGCGCAUGUGUGGACAGAUACCUGCUCCACCAUCAUAUGUUCCUGGAGCCAUGAGUAAACUCACAGACACGAUGAGCUUUACUGAGCGAAUCUUCAAUACACUAUUCUACCUUUCUAUGGACACUUUUUCCAUUAUUGCUUGGAAAAAAUUUGAUCACUAUUACACUGAAUAUUUUGGACGGCCAACUUCCUAUUGUGAGAUGAUGGGUAAAGCUGAUAUCUGGUUAAUCAGAACCUACUGGGAUUUUGAGUUUCCACGGCCAUUCGUGCCCAACUUCAAAUAUAUUGGAGGGCUUCACUGCACCCCUGCCAAGCCAUUACCCAAGGACAUGGAAGAGUUUGCGCAGAGCUCAGGGGAUGAUGGGAUUGUGGUCUUCACACUGGGAUCUAUGAUAGACAAAGUGCCCAAAGAGAUGAGCAAUAGAAUCGCCUCUGCACUGGCACAGAUACCACAGAAAGUCUUGUGGCGAUACGGUGGAGAGAAACCAGAUACUCUUGGUGAAAACACUAGAAUCUAUAAGUGGAUGCCUCAGAAUGAUUUAUUGGGUCAUCCCAAAACCAGAGCGUUUAUCACUCACGGAGGCACUAAUGGCAUAUAUGAGGCCAUAUAUCAUGGUGUCCCGAUGGUCGGGAUCCCCUUGUUUGGUGACCAGCCUGAUAAUUUGGUUCAUAUGACCACCAGAGGUGCUGCUGUUGUAGUAGACAGCAUCAAGAGCAUGCAGCCACAAGAACUGGUGGACAAAAUCAAUACAGUCAUUAAUGACCCUUCGUAUAAAGAGAACGCAAUGCGUUUGUCCAGGAUUCAUCACGACAGACCAAUGAAGCCUUUAGAUGAGUCUGUGUUCUGGAUUGAGUUCGUCAUGCGCAAUAAAGGUGCAAAACACCUGCGUGUGGAGGCCCACAACCUGACCUGGUAUCAGUACCACUGUCUGGAUGUGUUCGCUUUUCUGACCACUGUCCUGACUCUAGUCCUCUACAUCUGCUUUAAAAUGGCCAAAUUCUUCAUCAUGCGCUGCUGCUUUAGAUCAAAGAGUAAAAGCAAAAAAGAGUGAUUUGGACUGAUACAAAUAUUGGUGCGGUUAAUAUAAAUAUACCUUUCUAGAAGUUACAUGUUUGUACCUAAAGGGUUCAUGAUGGUACCUCAACACUUUUGUAUUUUAGGUACUAAUAGGUAAACUAAUAAGCACUUUUAACGUAACACUCCACUUAAAAACAUAGGCUUGUUUUGCAGCUCCCCUAGACUUAAACGCUUUAGUUUUACCAUUUUUGAAUCCAUUCAGCCAAUCUCUGGAUCUGGCAGGAGCACUUUUAGCUUAGCAAACAUCAUUGAAUCUGAUUAGACCAUUAGCAUCUCCUUUAAGAAAUUCAAAAAAGAGUUUUGAUCAUUUUCUUAUUUAAAACGUGACCCUUCUGUGGUUACUAACCAUUUUCAGGUGCUCUGUAAUAUCAUUGAAUUAUGCUUUUACAUGGGACAUGCGAGACUUCCUUUGUGUUUGAACUUGAUGUAAAACUGGCUUAUAAUUUUCCUAGUGCCUUUGAAUCUGCAAUUGUAAGAUGUAUGAACCCAACUUCAAGUGCACUAGAGACUUUUAUCUGGGUUUUUUUUUUGGUUAGUUUAUCGAUGAUUAUGUGAUCAAGUUAAUAAAAGUUUAAUUGUUAAAAUCA